Molecule: messenger RNA, 1905 nt
Organism: Ochlerotatus camptorhynchus
Lineage: Eukaryota; Metazoa; Arthropoda; Insecta; Diptera; Culicidae
Product: serine protease persephone-like
Exons: 7
Coding region: 7-1809 (600 amino acids)
Biological process (GO): proteolysis
Molecular function (GO): serine-type endopeptidase activity
Source: RefSeq, a predicted model, not a curated record
CCUCAGAUGAUCAAGAUGCUGCCAAUACGUUUUAUUGUCACCGUUACGGUGAUUUGCGGAUUGUUUACUUUUUCCCUCGCCUUCGAUGUUUCCAGUCGUCGUCUGAGAGAGGAGCUGUACGAGGGCGACAUUUGUCAGAUGGAAAAAGGCUCAACCGGCAAGUGCACGGUGUCCACCAAGUGUCCCUGGUUCGUAUUGAACGUGAUCCAACGCAAGCUGGUACUAUAUGAAGACGUUCCAAAAUGUGGCUUCACCGUCACUGAUGAACUGGUUUGCUGCCCGAAUGAGGACAAAAGCAGGUCCGGAUCGGUUCGGAAGGCGGUUCAGGCGUGUCGGAAUUUCAUGUGGGGGAGUUCCUACAUUGCGCAGCACAUCGUAGAAGGCGUGGAAGCUGAGGAUGGGGAGGUACCGUUUAUUGCAGCGCUUGGAUAUAGGUCGUCAGAGCCUGGUCGGCUGUAUGAUUGGGGCUGUGGAGCUAGCUGGAUUGCGAGCAAGUAUCUCCUGACGGCGGCUCAUUGCGUACGAUCUUUUCAACGGCCGAUAUUGGCCCGCAUUGGAGUGCUCAACUUGGAAGAUUCUAGCAAUCCGGCCAUACAGGACUCGGAGCUGAAGGCGUUCUAUUCCCAUCCAAACUUCACGUCCAAGAGCAAAUACCAUGACAUUGCUGUGAUUGAACUGGUGACGCCUUUCAAGUAUGACACAAAUAUUAAUAAGAUUUGCCUGCAUGCUGACCCACAGGAUAUGCUAUCGACGCAUGUUCUAACCUCGUCCGGAUGGGGAUUGACGGAGAACGGUGACGCAUGUACUCUGAAGGAUGGAAGUAAUGGAAUUUGCCAAGAAGCCACCCAAUGUCCCUGGUUCUUGGAAACCAUCGUCAACAAGAAGCGCUAUAGCGAGCGAGUCACUUGCGGCUUCGACGGUGCCGUUGAAGUCAUUUGCUGUAAAUCGGACGCACCGGUCACAUUCAAACCGGGAGUACGCAGCGGAUUGGCCUGUGAGCAGGUACCAGCGGCUGACAACCGGCUAACGUUUCACAUUAUCGACGGAGAGGAAGUCGCAGAUGGGGAGUUCCCCUUUAUGGCUGCCCUGGGGUAUGUAAACGAAGAUCAGAAUGGCACUUACGAUUACCGAUGCGGAGCUAGCCUGAUUUCACCGAACUUCUUGCUAACGGCAGCUCACUGCAUUCCGAGACAGGGUCGUCCGGUAGUGGCAUUGCUCGGUACGUCUAGUCUCGCCUCGAUGAAUCCGGGAGUCAUCGUUGGGAUAAAGGAGUUUUACCCUCACCCGGACUACAAAGCUAGUCGAAGCUACAACGAUAUUGCCUUAAUAGAGCUGGAGCGUAAACUGGAGAAAGAGCCGGACGUUAACCCAAUUUGCAUCCACAAUCAAGUAGAAGAUCUGCCAAACAAUGUUGUCCUAACCGCCGAGGGUUUCGGUAUAGUUGAUGUUGAUAAACAACUCCGCUCGCCACAGUUGAUGAAGGUUAACCUGACCACGGUGGACAUCGUCAAGUGUAAUGAAACCUUUGCUGCCAAUAACUUGCUGGCCAACAAUCGAAGACUACCUCAGGGAAUCAUCAAUACACAGUACUGUGCCACGGGGAGGGAAAACGUACUCACCAAACAGGUGGGAGAUACCUGCCAGGGUGAUUCUGGUGGGCCGCUGCAGAUCAUAGAGGACGACAAGUUUCAACUGGUAGGGGUGACCUCGUUUGGAAACGGAUGCGGAUCGAACACGCCCAGUGUGUACACCCGGGUGGCACGAUACAUCGAAUGGAUCGAAUCGGUCGUGUGGCCAAAUGGAACUUAAAGGUUAAUUGAUUCUUGGCUAUUGUGUCAUAUCUUAAGUGAAAAUAAACGUAAAAUCGAGAUUAUUUGGAAAGACUGGACGAACAAUAUCUUUCUC